UGACCAGCCAGCAACAUGGUGGCAUCCGUGCUGCAGACAUCUCACGUGUUUUGCUGCCCUAACCGGGUGCGGGGAGCCCUGUCCUGGAGCCCCGGGCCCGGAGGACUUCUGGCCUUCGGCACGUCCUGUUCCGUGGUGCUCUAUGAUCCUGGGAAAAGGGUUGUCAUUACCAACCUGAAUGGUCACACUGCUCGAGUCAAUUGCAUACAGUGGAUUUGUAAACAGGAUGGCUCUCCUUCUACUGAAUUAGUUUCUGGAGGAUCUGAUAAUCAAGUGAUUCACUGGGAAAUAGAGAAUAAUCAGCUUCUAAAAGCGGUGCAUCUCCACGGCCACGAAGGACCUGUUUAUGCAGUGCAUGCUGUUUAUCAGAGGAGGGCAUCAGAUGUUGCAUUAUGUGCACUGAUAGUUUCUGCAGCUUCGGACUCCACUGUUCGAGUAUGGUCUAAAGAGGGUUCAGAAGUAACAUGCCUUCAGACCUUGAGUUUUGGAAAUGGAUUCACUCUGGCUCUCUGCUUAUCUUUUUUGCCUAAUAUCGAUGUACCAAUAUUAGCAUGUGGCGAUGAUGACUGCAAAAUCCACUUAUUUGUUCAACAGAAUGAUCAGUUUCAGAAAGUGCUUUCUCUCUGUGGACAUGAGGAUUGGAUAAGAGGCGUGGAAUGGGCAGCCUUUGGUAAAGAUCUUUUCCUAGCAAGCUGUUCACAAGAUUGCCUGAUACGAGUAUGGAGGCUGUAUAUAAAAUCAACAUCAUUAGAAACUCAGGAUGAUGAUAAUAUAAGACUGAAGGCAAACACUUUUACUGUAGAAAAUGAAAGUAUUAAAAUAGCAUUCUCGGUUACUCUGGAGACCGUGCUGGCUGGUCAUGAAAACUGGGUGAAUGCAGUUCAUUGGCAGCCUUCAUUUUACAAAGAUGGUGUUCUACAGCAGCCAAUGAGAUUAUUGUCUGCUUCAAUGGAUAAAACCAUGAUUCUCUGGGCUCCAGAUGAAGAGUCAGGAGUUUGGCUAGAACAGGUUCGAGUAGGGGAAGUUGGUGGAAAUACUCUGGGAUUUUAUGAUUGCCAGUUCAAUGAAGAUGGCUCUCUGAUCAUUGCUCAUGCUUUCCAUGGAGCAUUGCACCUUUGGAAACAGAAUGCAGCUAACCCAAGAGAGUGGACUCCAGAGAUUGUCAUUUCAGGACACUUUGAUGGUGUCCAAGACCUAAUGUGGGAUCCAGAAGGAGAAUUUAUCAUCACUGUUGGUACUGACCAGACAACUCGACUUUUUGCUCCAUGGAAUAGAAAAGACCAAUCACAGGUGACUUGGCAUGAAAUUGCACGGCCUCAGAUACAUGGAUAUGACCUGAAAUGUUUGGCAAUGAUUAAUCGAUUUCAGUUUGUAUCGGGAGCAGAUGAAAAGGUUCUUCGAGUAUUUUCUGCACCUCGGAAUUUUGUGGAAAAUUUUUGUGCCAUUACGGGCCAAUCACUGAAUCAUGUGCUUUGUAAUCAAGACGGUGAUCUUCCAGAAGGAGCUACUGUCCCUGCUUUGGGAUUAUCAAAUAAAGCUGUAUUUCAGGGAGAUAUGGCGUCUCAGCCUUCUGUUGAGGAAGAGCUGUUAACUAGUACAGGUUUUGAGUGUCACCAGAUGGCCUUUCAACCCUCCAUACUUACUGAACCUCCCACUGAGGAUCAACUUCUGCAGAAUACUUUAUGGCCUGAAGUUCAAAAACUAUAUGGACAUGGUUACGAAUUAUUUUGUGUUGCUUGUAACAAUUCAAAGACUCUGCUUGCCUCAGCUUGUAAGGCAGCUAAGAAAGAGCAUGCAGCCAUCAUUCUUUGGAACACUACAUCUUGGAAACAGGUGCAGAAUUUAGUUUUCCACAGCCUGACUGUCACACAGAUGGCCUUCUCUCCUAAUGAUAAGUUCCUACUAGCUGUUUCCAGAGAUCGGACCUGGUCAUUAUGGAAAAGGCAGGACACAAUCUCACCUGAGCUAGAUCCAAUUUUCAGUCUCUUUGCCUUCACCAACAAAGUCACUGCUGUGCACAGUAGGAUUAUUUGGUCUUGUGAUUGGAGUCCUGAUAGCAAGUUUUUCUUCACUGGAAGUCGAGACAAAAAGGUGGUUGUCUGGGGUGAGUGUGACUCCAGCGAUGACUCCAUCGAGCACAGCAUCGGCCCCUGCUCCUCCGUCCUGGACGUGGGUGGGUCUGUGACAGCCGUCAGCGUCUGCCCAGUGCUUAACCUUUCCCGACGAUAUGUUGUUGCAGUAGGGUUAGAGUGUGGAAAGAUUUGUUUAUACACCUGGAAAAAGACUGAUCAAGUUCCAGAAGUAAAUGACUGGACCCACUGUAUAGAAACAAGUCAAAGCCAAAGCCAUACACUUGCUAUCAAAAAAUUAUGCUGGAGGAAUUGCAAUGGGAAAACUGAACAGAAGGAGGCAGAAGGCACUGAGUGGUUACAUUUUGCAAGUUGUGGCGAAGAUCAUACUGUGAAGAUACACAAAGUUAACAGAGGUGCCUUGUAAUGGACUUAAUAAUUACAAGCAUAUAAUCAGUGGUGUCUUAUUUAUCAUGUAAAUAGAUAAUCUGUCUUUACUUCAUAA
Messenger RNA from Molossus molossus (Pallas's mastiff bat), 2574 nucleotides. It is a transcript of the gene ELP2, whose product is annotated as elongator acetyltransferase complex subunit 2. Bases 16 to 2496 code for a protein of 826 amino acids. Gene Ontology annotation, biological process: tRNA wobble uridine modification. The transcript has 22 exons. Gene Ontology annotation, cellular component: elongator holoenzyme complex. Gene Ontology annotation, molecular function: protein binding. The record is from RefSeq and is a predicted model, not a curated record. Lineage: Eukaryota; Metazoa; Chordata; Mammalia; Chiroptera; Molossidae.